UAUGCAUGGACAUUGAAAUAAUUCAAUAUGGGGAGGGAAAAAAACAUCCUCGUCAUGGGUGUGACGGAAGAAACAGAAAAUAUAAAUCUGCUGCAUGACCAAACAACCAUCACAUCUCAGCAGUUUCUCCUCCCGUCAGUGAUGGAGGAAACUGAACUCUGCUUUCCACAGCUCUUCAACUCCUCCUGCAGGAGGAUGAAGCGUUCUCACUUUGAAGCAACGCUGGUUUACAUCCUGCUGUCCUGCAUCUCUCUGCUUACUGUGAUUCUCAACCUGCUGGUCAUCAUCUCCAUCUCACACUUCAGGAAUCUCCACACUCCCACCAACCUCCUCCUCCUCUCUCUGGCUGUCUCUGAUGUCUUUCUGGGUCUCCUCAUGUUCUUUCAAAUUGUGCUCAUAGAUGGCUGCUGGUUCCUCGGUGACUUCAUGUGCACUCUGUAUCACUAUCUACCAUACACCAUCACCUCAGCCUCAAUAGGAACUAUGGUGAUGAUAUCGAUUGACCGCUAUGUGGCCGUUUGUUACCCUCUGCAUUACUCUAUUCAAAUCACACAACAGAGAGUUCAAAUCUGUGUGUGUCUGUGCUGGAUCAGUUCUGUAAUAUUUCCAACUCUGCUUCUGAAGGAUUCCCUCAAGCAGCCGGGCAGGUACAACUCCUGUGUCGGAGAGUGCGUCUUUGUUAUUGAUUACAUUAGUGGACUUGUAGAUGUUAUUUGUUCCUUCAUUGUUCCUAUUACGAUCAUCAUAGUUCUGUAUGUGAGAGUGUUUGUGGUGGCUGUGUCUCAGGCUCAUGCCAUGCAUUCUCAGCUUGUACCAAACAAGCACUCAGUUAGAGCAACUGUUCAGAAAUCUGAACUGAAAGCAGCCAGGACUCUUGGUGUUGUUGUAGUAGUGUUUAUAAUAUGUAUGUGCCCAUAUUACUGUGUUGCUCUCACAGGACAAGACAUCGUUCUCCAUGGCACAUCUGCCAUUGUGAUAUGUGUGUUCUACUUAAACUCCUGUCUAAACCCCAUCAUCUAUGUCUUCUUGUACCCGUGGUUCAGAAAAUCAGUCAAGCUCAUUGUAACACUUCAGAUACUGCAGCCUGCCUCCUGUGAGGCAAAGAUGCUGUAGAGACACUUUACCAUGAACAGAAAAAUGCACUUUGCAGUAUUGAGUCAUUAAAUGACAUAUUUGAAUGGACAUGCUCUUAUAUAGCACUUUACUACUCAUCAGAGGACUCAAAGCGCUUAUACAACAAUUGCUUCCAUUCAACCAAACGCUCACACAUUCUCACUCUGGGGCGGACGGAAGCGUGGCUGCCAAUCUGCGCCUACGGCCCCUCCGACCACCACCAACAUUCACACGCCAGUGAAGAGCACUGGAGGCAAAGUGGGUUAAGUGUCUUGCCCAAGGACACAACAGCACAUGACUAGGACAGAGUGGGAAUCAAACUGCUGACCCUUCCAUCACUGGACGACCCGCUCUACCACCUGAGCCACAGCCGCCAUAUUUAAAAUUCGGAUAACAUUUGUAUGAAUGAUUUGUACAUUCAUAUGGAUUCAGAUUGUGCUCAUGACACUAUAAUAUAUGUACAAGUGUAAUGUUGCCAAAGCAGUAUGAGGCACAACCAUCGCAGUUCAUCUGAAAAUUGAAUUUUUCACUGUUCUUUACAGAUCAGUUGCGCCAAGGAGUGCAGAAUGUUUUCGCUUUUGCAGAAUUUUGUGAAAAUGGUUUGUUUCUGGCAAACUGUUAAAUGAGACUAGAAUCAAAACAUUUUGGAGAAACAUCACAAUUGCAUACAUAGAUUUUGUUGUUUCUCCAAACAGAGUCACACAUCACAUUGGAUCAUUUUCAGGGCUGUCGGAGAGUUGAACAUCCAACUGCUCCUUCAGUUUACACUAUUUCUUUGACUGAUAAAUUGUAUAAUUUGACAUUUCUUUAAACAAAACAGGGCCUUCAGGACCUACAUUUUUAAGUGUUAUGAUGGUGUGUCUCUCCGGGUAAUUACCUUUUCCUCUCAAUUUUUAUCGCAACACAUUAUUUUCUGCAGCACAAUACUGUUCUAAUAAUGCUCUGGAGGGUUCCACGGUGUGUUCCAACACUGCUUUAUGCAGACAGAGGGGGUUGGAAGUAAUCUAGAAAAGUUAGGUAGCACCAACUUUCAAAGCUUGAUCAGCCUCCAUUGCUGCAGAACAGCUUAAAAUUGUUAGCCCAUUUUUUGUUCCUUGAAAAGCCUUUUGUAUAAUUUUGAAAUGUACUUUAUUUUCAGUUUUGAGUAAUCUUACCCUUUUUUUCUUAACCUCUGGCAGUUAAACAUUUACCUUUGUACCAUUUCA
Molecule: messenger RNA, 2318 nt
Organism: Acanthochromis polyacanthus (spiny chromis)
Lineage: Eukaryota; Metazoa; Chordata; Actinopteri; Pomacentridae
Product: trace amine-associated receptor 13c-like
Exons: 2
Coding region: 28-1113 (361 amino acids)
Biological process (GO): G protein-coupled receptor signaling pathway
Cellular component (GO): membrane
Molecular function (GO): trace-amine receptor activity
Source: RefSeq, a predicted model, not a curated record